UAGACAUCAAUUUUUCAUUUUUCAUUGUAAAGAAAGUGGCAACACAGAUUUCUUAGAGUGUUGUGUAAAUAAAUGUCUUAAUUCAAAAGCAGCAAGUUUUUAUCUUCCUCGUCUACCUUAUAUUUCUUAUCCUUUUAGGAAGGCUUGUUUAAAAUGGGUUUGUCCUGGAAAUUGCUGAUAAUUGUUGUCAUUGUGAUAGCCGUCCUAUGCCAGUUAGAAGUACCUCAAAACAAAUGGAUUGCUUCCAAAUCUCUCACUCUCAAAGCCUCAGUAGAUGAUACAUAUAAUUUCAUAACUAAUUUGGAUUAUGUUGAUAAGUGGUUCCCUUUUGUAUCACGAAUACGAGAUGCUGAUGGUCGACCCUUAGGUGUGGGUAAAAAAUUAUAUGCAGUUUAUGACAUUCCUUUGUAUGGUGAAUAUCAGAUGUUAUAUCGAGUAACAGAAUUCAAAAAGGGAAAGCUCAUUGUUAUUGAAGGAGACAAUUUUCUCAUGCCCCGAAUUGAAUUUGGUUUUGUGAAACUGAAAGAAGCUCAGAGUAAAUUAACUAUUACCAUUACAUUCCGCAGAACAAGCUAUUUCUUCCAGUAUACAUUUGGACCUCUCUUGUACUUCAUGGAAAAUCAGAAGAUGCAGCAUUCAUUAUUUUUACUGAAAUCGGUUUUUCCGUAUUGAUCAUCAGGAAUGAAGCAUGCAAUUAUCUGAAUUUAUUGAAGUUCACUUUACAUAAUAGAUAAUGCACAAAUGACGUUUGUAGGAAAACAUGCUGUAACAAAUUUUUUAAAGUGAAUUUUUUUUCCUCCUGAUAUAUGAAAAAUAUCUUAUUUUACCAUUUUUAUGGUACAGGUUUGAGUUUAAGCAAAAAAUUCCUUAUAUUAGGUCACAGUACUGUUGUAUAUGUGAUAAGUUGGCAUUUCUCUGUUACUUCAAGAAAUGAAUGUAAAUAUUCUAUACUUAUUAAAAGUCUCUUUAAGUAUCUUAACAAAGAAACAUUUUAAAUUGCAUAGUGUAGUUCUUUUAAUAUAAUCAUUGCAUUUGCUUGGAAUACUACUGAUAUUAUUUUUUAAUUCUCUUUAAAUAAUCCUUCUUAUCCCCCCUUUACACUUUUAUAUUAUAUAAAAUCUUAAAAUUAUCAAAAUAAUGCAGUAUGCAGCUGAUUUUAUUUUUCAAUUUAUUGUUUCUUGAAGCAUUAUUGCAAUUUAGUGAUAUCAUUUUUUAUAACAGUAUUUUUUCCUGUGAGAUAGAAUCAAAAUUUCUAUACAGAUUUUAAUAACUGAUAAAAUUAAAUAUUUCUUUAGCAUUAUUUUAAUGUAAAAAGCCUUGUGUCACCCUUCUUUAGGCACAAAUGAUGCUGCACAUUAUUUCAGAGUGUUGUGUUAUGUAUUUUUAUUAUGCUUACAUGCAUUAUUCAUAUUAGGUAUGUUAUUUAGAACCAUAUUAUGAGUAUUUUAUCAAAAAAGUAUUAAAUUUAUUAAUUUUUUGGUUGAAAGCUGUGAGGUAAGUCUAAAUGAAAAUUCUAAUUACCAGUUAACUGAUCCAAGAAAUAUCAUCUUUAAUUAAAUUAUAUUUUUAAUAAUUAUAACAUAAUAUUAAAUUCUAAUGUAAAUUUUAUAGUUAAUUCUAGUUUUAACUGAUUAGUAUAAAAACCCUUCCCUUUUUUUGGGGGGGGGAGAGGAAUCAUUUUGUAAAGCAUUUGCCAAGAAAUAAAUCAAUAUUCUCAUGCCAAUAUAAUUUUUCUUUUAGUAAUGUUAUUGCGAUUUUCAGAAAAUAUAUCAUCCUAAUUGUGAUAUGAUAUGAUAUAUAUAUUAAAUGUAAAGAACAGUUUUCAGAAAAUUUGUUGAAUGGAAAAAUGACCAAUUUACCUUUUAUAUUUCAUCUUUUGAACAGUAUGAAGACUAAAGUUAACAGCCAGUUUAGAUAUGUUCCUAAUGAAUGAAUUAGUGCAACUUGAAAAUGUGCCAUGUGGUAACAAAUUGUAAAAUAGGGGUGAAGUGACAGCCAGUCUGUGUACUUCUGAUACAAAAAAUGCUUGAAAAUACGCGAUUUGAGAAUAUGCCAUGUGGUAAUAGCAAAAUGUAAUAUUUUGUAAUGAUUAAAAACAUGUCUUUCAGACAUUUUAAGUAUUACAGGUGCAAAUUAUAUUAAACAGUGCUUGAAUUAAUUCAUUAGCACAUGUGCUGUUAGUUUGGAUAUUCAUAUGCUCGGUAUUAAAAUAUUAUUUGAACUAUCUUUCUUUUAAUGAUUUGUGGUUGACUUUCUUGGAUCUCACAGAAUUGAUAUUAAUUCAGAUUACUAACGUAAGUUAAAUUUAUAAAGACUAUUCCUCCCAAUCUUUUUUGAUAUAAAUAGUAGCUUUCAGUUUUCCCUGUAAAUGCAACUUUUGGAUGUAAAAUGACUGAAACUUCAAUAUUUUUUUCUGUCCAAUUUAAGGUAUAUUAAUUGCACUUUGCUCAUCUUAAAUUAAAAUUUUCAAUAUUUUUGCAAAAAGUUUAUUCAUAACUUAAUAUAUUUUAAUAAGGAAAUUUUGAUUAUAGUAAUUAAUUUCUUUCUUCUUGAAAUGCUUUGCCCAAACAAUUUUUCAUGUAAACUGCAUUAUUACAUGGCAUUUCAUCUGAGCUGUUUAUGAAGACAGUAUUGUUCUUAUUGAACAAUACAUGCAGCAUUAUGGUCAGAAAUUUUUAUAAUAUUUGAUCACUUUUAAAUGUGAUAAUAUGUGAUUCUGUUAGAUAUGUACAAAUAUAUAUAGUUUACAUUUUGUUUUCUUUAGAAUAAAGAUUUUAGUUAAACAUAAAAAUUUUAACUGAUAAGUAUGUUUUGCAUGAUUGUACAAAUAGUACUAACAUACUAAUAUUUCAUACAUUUAAAAUAAAAUUUAGCAUGCAACUAUCAUGAUGUAUUUUGAAGAAAUAGUUAUUACUUUUUGUCAUGACUUGAGUUUUUAUUUGUAUUUUGCUCAAACUUGUUGGAAGUUGUAUAAUUGUUUUGUAGUGUGAUAUGUUAUUUUGGAUUAUGUAAAGUAGAAAUAUUGCAUAUUCAGAAAUACAUGAUUUUUGAAAUUUUCCUUUGCUUAAAUCAUAUGCACACAGUAUUUUAUGCAUCUAUUUGCUGCAAUUAAACAUAGCAUUUUAAACAUGCAGUUGUUUUUCUAGUUUGCCAUGUUUAAAAUAAUGAUUUGUUUUUUUAAGUGCAAUGGGUAAUCUAUCAGGUAUAAAAAUAAUAAAAUGAAAAUUGUAUCAUUUAAUCUAUGUAAGCCAUCUAUGACUUAGUUCACUUUAGGUUUGCAUUAAAAUAGGUAUUUUUUCUGUUGAAUUCAUGUGAAUUCAUAUUACUAAUAUAUUUCAUUUCUACUUAAAAUCAUUACUGUGUAAAAAAAAAUGUUGAUUUUAUAUGAUGCGGUCUUUUGUUUACCAUAUUAUUGUUAAUAUUUCAUUUGUAAAGUUUGGUGUUUUUGUAUGUUUUACUGUUAUAUCAACUGUUAAAAACUGAAGUUACAUUACUGUUAAAAACUGAAGUAUCAAAAGUCUUGGAUUUUUAGUGUUCUGUUAUUUAUGUAGCGAAAUGGAAAAUGUUUAUUAAAGUUGAUUGAAUGCUGGCUUAAA
This is a messenger RNA of Stegodyphus dumicola, 3596 nucleotides long. RefSeq lists its product as uncharacterized. Lineage: Eukaryota; Metazoa; Arthropoda; Arachnida; Araneae; Eresidae. The record is from RefSeq and is a predicted model, not a curated record.